AUGGCGAAUAAUCUCCCUUCGGAGUUUGAUGUGAUCAUUAUAGGGACAGUGCUAAAAGAAAACAUCCUGCUUUCUACCAUCCACUUAUCCACUUAUUCUACUUCAGGUUUGCCUGAAUCCAUCAUUGCCGCUGCAUGUUCAAGAAGUGGCCAGAGGGUUCUGCAUGUUGAUUCGCGAAGCUACUAUGGAGGAAACUGGGCCAGCUUUAGCUUUUCGGGACUAUUGUCCUGGAUAAAGGAAUACCAGGAAUUCAAUGAUUCUCUGAAUGAAACCCAGGCAUGGCAAGAGCAGAUUCUUAACAAUGAAGAGGCCAUUGUUCUUAGCAGGAAAGACAGAACCAUUCAACAUGUGGAAGUGUUUUGUUAUGCCAGUCAGGAUUUUCAUGAAGAUGUUGAAGAAGCUGGUGCAUUGCAAAAAAAUCAUGCGUCCGUGACAUCUGUGAAUUACACAGAAGCUGCACAUUCUGUUUAUGUACCUUCAGAAGAUGAGUCAUUAAGCACUGUGAGCUGUGAAAUACCCGCAGACCAAACUGCAAGCAGUAAUCCAGAAAGUGGCCCAGAAGUAAAUGAUGUUGAAGCAGUAGCGGAGAAAGAAAAUCAUUGUCAUGAUAAAACUCAUGUGCAGGCAACUAAAGAAAAUGAAAAAAAUGAAAAUGUACCUACAGCAGAAAACAAUGCAGAACAACUAAGGAAAAACACGAUUACUUACUCUCAAAUUGUUAAAGAAGGCAGGAGAUUUAAUAUUGAUUUGGUAUCAAAGCUGCUGUAUUCUCGAGGUUUGCUCAUUGAUCUUCUAAUCAAAUCAAAUAUUAGUCAGUAUGCAGAGUUCAAAAAUAUCACCAGGAUUCUUGCAUUUCUAGAUGGAAGAGUGGAACAGGUUCCUUGUUCCAGAGCAGAUGUCUUUAGUAGCAAACAACUUACGAUGGUUGAAAAGCGAAUUCUAAUGAAAUUUCUCACAUUUUGUAUGGACUAUGAGGAACAUCCUGAAGAAUAUAAAGCUUAUGAGGAGAUUACAUUUUCUGAAUAUUUAAAAAUGCGAAAAUUAACCCCCAACCUCCAAUAUUUUGUGCUGCAUUCAAUUGCAAUGACAUCAGAGACAACCAGCACUACCAUAGAUGGUCUUAAAGCUACCAGAAACUUUCUUCAUUGUCUUGGGCGGUAUGGCAACAGUCCGUUUUUGUUUCCUUUAUAUGGUCAAGGAGAACUACCCCAGUGUUUCUGCAGGAUGUCUGCCGUGUUUGGUGGAAUCUAUUGUCUUCGCCAUUCAGUAGAGUGCCUUGUUGUGGACAAAGACUCGAGAAAAUGUAAAGCAAUCAUAGAUCAGUUCGGCCAGAGAAUAAUCUCUAAGCAUUUCAUUGUGGAGGACAGUUAUUUUUCUGAGAACAUAUGCUCAAGUAUACAAUACAGGCAGAUCUCCAGGGCAGUCUUAAUUACAGAUAGAUCUCUGCUAAAAACAGAUUCAGAUCAACAGAUUUCUAUUUUGAUAAUCCCAGCAUCGGAAGCAGGAACUUCAGCUGUUCGGGUCAUUGAAUUAUGUUCUUCAACUAUGACAUGCUUGAAAGGCACCUAUUUGGUUCAUUUGACUUGCACAUCUUCCAGAACAGCAAGAGAAGAUUUAGAGCCAAUUGUGCAGAAAUUGUUUGUUCCGUGUACUGAAAUGGAGAAAGAAAAUGAAGAAGUUGCAAAACCAAGACUUCUGUGGGCUCUGUACUUCAAUAUGAGAGACUCUUCAGAUGUCAGCAGGAACUCUUAUAAUGACUUAUCAUCCAACAUUUAUGUAUGUUCUGGCCCAGACUGUGAAUUAGGAAAUGAUAAUGCAGUGAAACAGGCUGAAGCACUUUUCCAGCUAAUCUGCCCCAAUGAAGAUUUCUGUCCACCUCCACCAAAUCCUGAAGACGUUGUUCUUGAGGGGCCCAGUUUACAAGCAGAGGCUCUGGAAUGCAGUUCUGUCCUAGAGGUCAACUCAGAGACUUGCAACAAAAGCCUAUUCCUGGGAAACCCACUGUAACCCUCUGAAUAAAGAAAAUACCCCAAACUGGGUAUGCCACUUUGAAAGUUCCUCCUGCCCUCAAAGUCUUCUUGAUGGAAGAACUCUGUUUGAGAACAAUAUUAGAAAAGCAAUAGCCAAUUGACGUGCAGAAUUACAAAGAAUGAUCAUUGGAAUCCAAAGGGGAAUUUUCCUUAAGAAGGACACUCCAGGAACACAAAAUCCGUGUAAAGCACAUUGACUUGCCGCCUGCUUUAAAUGAUCAAAUCUUUGGGAUUAGUGUAUAAAAAUUAAAGAUGUAUGGACCACCAGGAAUAAGCUAUGAAUAUGGAAGCGAUCCUAUGCAUUGUUAAUAAUUCUGGAGUUGUGGGGCACCUUUUGCUUGCCACUUUGAAUCUUUGUAUAAAAAUCACAUCUUUAGAAUCAAUUCACAUAUUUCCUUGAAUUUUUUGUUAUAUUUUCCUUAGGUUAUUGUCUUAGUUAUCUGUUGUUAAUACAACAGAAUUACCACAAGUAGAUGUCUUUACCAAACAUCAAUGUAGACCAGCAGUCUCAAAAUCAGGGCACGAGCUCCAGGGGUAGGCUUCCUUGUCUCUUUAGCUUUUAUUCCUUGGCUUCUUGCUGAUCUUCACGUGACAUGGCAUCUUUCUUCCCCCAUUUCUGUUUGCUUACCUGCUUGUUUAAUUUCUUUAAUAUCUCCACAGAGGUUGUCUGAAGAUACGCGCUACACUCUGCUUUCUUAUUAGCAUUACAAAAAAAAAAAAAGGUCCCCAAUGGGAUUUUAUACAGAUAGGGAGUUAGGAUUUAAAAUUCAUUUUGGAAAGGCAUAAUCCAUAACAGGUAUGAAUCUCAUGAUAGCAGCAUACAUAAAUGCAGUUAAAAACUAACAAUUUCAUAAUCCAGCCAGGAGUUUAUGUGUGCAACAGAGAUUCAUUUUCUACCUGAGAAGCAUUUCCAAUGCUUAUAUGUUUUUAAACAUUUUUACAUGCAGAUCAUGUGUCUUCUACCUAGCAGAAUAUUAUUGUUUAUUUUUAACAUUAGUUAUGAUAUUUAUAUGUGUAACCAUGUAUUCAGUAAGAAACUUCAAUAAUGAAAUAAUGUACAAUGGAAAGAAAGGCUUACAUAGACUAACUGAUAUUUUGAAAUUCUGUCUAAUCAAGUAACUGGAAUAUCAACUUUUUGUCUAUUCAGCUAUGGGCCUAAUUUAGUCCUGGAUAUGCUACUGAUAAUAUUAGGCUUAUUAAUGAAAUUUUGAAUCUAAGUUUCUCUCUAUAUAAAGUGGAAAUAAUAAUUUAUUGCCUAAUGUGUCAGCACCAUACUUGGAAUGGGUUUCUAGAAGAAAAUUUGGGGGGGAUUUUUCUAUGAACUUAAUGAAUGUCAACUAUAUCAUGCUGCAUAAUUGUGUACUGGUAACUCCUUAAUAAAAUAUAUCAAGUUUUUA
Molecule: messenger RNA, 3427 nt
Organism: Echinops telfairi (small Madagascar hedgehog)
Lineage: Eukaryota; Metazoa; Chordata; Mammalia; Afrosoricida; Tenrecidae
Gene: CHM
Product: CHM Rab escort protein
Exons: 16
Coding region: 1-2007 (668 amino acids)
Biological process (GO): vesicle-mediated transport; protein geranylgeranylation; intracellular protein transport
Cellular component (GO): cytoplasm; nucleus; cytosol
Molecular function (GO): GDP-dissociation inhibitor activity
Source: RefSeq, a predicted model, not a curated record